This is a messenger RNA of Vespula vulgaris, 742 nucleotides long. RefSeq lists its product as uncharacterized. Bases 32 to 544 code for a protein of 170 amino acids. The record is from RefSeq and is a predicted model, not a curated record. The transcript is spliced from 3 exons. NCBI's taxonomy places the organism in Eukaryota, Metazoa, Arthropoda, Insecta, Hymenoptera, Vespidae.
GUUGAGAAUUUCUUUGUGUUUAAAAAUUUCUAUGGGACGGCAUAGAAUGUCUCUUUUCGUGGUUCUGUUCGUGACAUUUAUUCUUCGAAACGACGUAUUGGGUGUAUCAAAUAACCCAGAUGACAGCAGUGACGUAUCAGACGAUCAAUCAUCAGGAGCUAAGUUCUUGUACACACUGGAACCUCAAGACGACAUGCGCCAGUACUACGAUAUAUCAUCGGUCGGUAACAUUUAUCGACCGUAUCCUCCGAUCGAUAAGAGAAAGUGUCCGCUGUGCGAUAGUUCUAUAUAUCCCUAUUGCAGUGAGAAAUUGUUACACGAUGCAUGCUGUUGCACAAAUCCCUAUAUCCAAGAAUUGCCAUAUCAGUGCAAAUUGGCUGAUUGUCGAUUUUUACAUGCCAAUAGUUGCAGAGAACAUCGUCUUAUAGCUAAUUGUUGUUGCAGCGAUGAUUAUCGUUCUCUAUUGAAAACUUUCGCAGAGACGUCCUUGUCCUCGUCAGUUUUAUCUAAUAAAGGACGAGGAAAAUUAAACGGAAAUAUCUAAAUAGAACUUUCUCCUUUGUCAUCAUCAUCAUCAUCUUCUUCUUGCCAAAGUUCAUCGCGCAAACGAACGCUGCUUCUUCGUGCGACGUAAAAAAAACUGGGUCAAUGAAAUCGUGACAAGGGCUGCUUGAUUAUUAAUUAUCCGAGUCAAUUAAUCUUGAAUUGCAUUCAAUAAAAUUACACUGGGAUAAUGCUCUUG